Nematolebias whitei (Rio pearlfish) is the source of this 1457-nucleotide messenger RNA. RefSeq names its product glucose-induced degradation protein 8-B homolog. Gene Ontology annotation, cellular component: cytoplasm; nucleus. Lineage: Eukaryota; Metazoa; Chordata; Actinopteri; Cyprinodontiformes; Rivulidae. The coding region runs from base 186 to 875 and encodes 229 amino acids. The record is from RefSeq and is a predicted model, not a curated record. Gene Ontology annotation, molecular function: protein binding. Gene Ontology annotation, biological process: proteasome-mediated ubiquitin-dependent protein catabolic process; positive regulation of canonical Wnt signaling pathway. The transcript has 5 exons.
GUCGCGAGAGUCUCGCGCUUCCUCUGUUGGUUAGCUAGCGGCGGGCGGCUCGAGCGUGUUUGUGCGGUGUUCAGUGUUUUUAUUUCUUGUUAAAGUAAAGAGAGGACUUCACGUCGCUGGGUCAGGAUUCUUUUCUUCCCACAGCUGGACACAAACCCGCCGGAUCUUCAGUUUCACGGACUCCAAUGAUGAGUUAUGCUGAAAAGCCAGAGGACAUCACAAAAGAGGAGUGGAUGGAAAAACUAAACAAUGUUCACAUACAGAGGGCAGACAUGAAUCGACUCAUAAUGAAUUACCUGGUCACAGAGGGCUUUAAAGAGGCAGCAGAAAAGUUUCGGAUGGAGUCUGGGAUCGAGCCGAGCGUGGACCUGGACUCUUUGGAUGAAAGGAUAAAGAUCAGAGAGAUGAUCUUGAAGGGCCAGGUACAGGAGGCCAUCGCGCUCAUCAACAGUCUUCAUCCCGAGCUGCUGGACACCAAUCGAUAUUUGUAUUUUCAUCUGCAGCAGCAGCAUUUGAUCGAGCUGAUCAGGCUAAGAGAGACGGAGUCAGCACUCGAGUUCGCUCAGACACAACUGGCCGAGCAGGGCGAGGAGAGCCGAGAGUGUCUGACGGAGAUGGAGCGAACGCUAGCCCUUCUGGCCUUCGACAACCCCGAGGAGUCGCCCUUCGGUGACCUGCUGAACAUGAUGCAGCGGCAAAAGGUGUGGAGCGAGGUCAACCAGGCCGUGCUGGACUAUGAAAACCGGGAGUCCACCCCCAAACUGGCCAAGCUGCUGAAGUUGCUGCUGUGGGCCCAGAACGAGCUGGACCAGAAGAAGGUCAAGUACCCUAAGAUGACCGACCUGAGCGCCGGGACCAUCGACGACCCCAAGUGAACCACGACCUUCUGAUGGAUGCUCAGGGAGCCCACGGAUCUGGAGGAACUUACACGCUGCUUCCUGUUCCACAAACUCUCUGCUGUAUUUAAAGUUCACUUUAUAUUUGACAGAUGUUGAGUUCACCACACAGCUGGGCUUCAUCAACACAUCUGGGUGACGAGAAUCACGGCUGAUCGAUCUUUUAAAGCUCUAAGUAUUAUUGUUGUGAUCUUCAAGGACCUUGGCAGAGUAAAAGCCACAGAUCUGCUGUGAGCAGAGUUUCAUAAACAGAACGGAGCCAUUUUAUCCUCAUUAAUAAAAACAGAGACUUCUUGUAUUAUACUUUUAAUUAUUGUCUUAAUUAAUUGUCUUUUAUUUACGUUCACAGCAGCAGAAAGAAAUAAAGUCAUGUUUUAAAUGCUGGGUCCUUUCUGAGCGCUGCCAAGCUCCCAUCAUGCAUCACGAGCACACGGAGUGAUGCCACGGGGAUGUUCUGGUCCAUGAAAUGUACAUGUUGUUUCCACUUGUUCUGCAUGUUUGUUCUACAAAGGAGGAGGUUUUUGUGCUUUUUAAUUCUCUCUGUGUGUUUAUAUUAAAUCA